Messenger RNA from Trichomycterus rosablanca, 1416 nucleotides. It is a transcript of the gene apobec2a, whose product is annotated as apolipoprotein B mRNA editing enzyme, catalytic polypeptide-like 2a. The record is from RefSeq and is a predicted model, not a curated record. Gene Ontology annotation, biological process: cytidine to uridine editing. Bases 1 to 717 code for a protein of 238 amino acids. The transcript has 3 exons. Gene Ontology annotation, cellular component: nucleus; cytoplasm. Gene Ontology annotation, molecular function: cytidine deaminase activity; RNA binding. NCBI's taxonomy places the organism in Eukaryota, Metazoa, Chordata, Actinopteri, Siluriformes, Trichomycteridae.
AUGGCAGAUCAGCGCAGCAGCAGUGUGAGACUCAGGAAGGACAAAGUGAUGGAGAAGCAGGAGAAGAAGGUGGAGAAGAACCCCACUGAAGAUGCAGUGAACGGAGAUGAAGCUGCUGCCAUCAACGGUGCCACAGAGCAGGAGAAUCAGGAGCUGCCACCGUUUGAGAUCAUUACAGGGGACCGAAUCGAUCCGUUCUUCUUUAAGUUCCAGUUUAAGAACGUGGAAUACUCGUCAGGCAGGAACAAAACCUUCCUCUGUUACCUGGUGAAUGAGGUGCGCGGUGCCGGUGACGAGGCUAUACUGCGGGGUUUUGUGGAGGACGAGCACGGUGCCGGUGAUCACGCCGAGGACGCCUUCUUCAACCUGGUACUGCCGAACUACAACCGCUCCUUCAGCUACAACCUCACCUGGUAUGUGUCGUCCAGCCCGUGCCCCGUGUGUGCCAUCAAGUUAGCCGAGCUGCUGCGAGAACGUAAGAACCUGCGCCUCACCAUCUUCUCGGCCCGCCUCUUUCAGUGGGAGGAGCCUGAGGUGAGGGCGGGGCUGAAGGUGCUGUCGGAGGCGGGGUGUAAACUUCGUGUGAUGAAGCCGCUGGAUUUCUCGUACACGUGGGAGACCUUCGUGGAGCACGACGGACUGCGAUUCGAACCGUGGGACGACUGUCAGGAGAACUACGAGUACUACCAGGAAAAACUCGCCGAAAUUCUGGAGUGAGCACAAGAUUGGACUGGACUUGGAUUUGCAGACCACAGAAUCACAAGUUCCCAGUGUGUGUGUGUGUGAGAGAGUGUGUGUGUGUGUGAGAGUGUGUGUGUGUGUGUGUGUGUGUGUGUGUGUGUGAGUGUGUGUGAGUGUGUGUGUGUCCAUCUGAAAGAUUUCAUUUUGUACCUUUUAAUUUCACUCAGAAAACCAUCAAGUGUUUUAUAAUAUAAAAAGAUCAAAUAUUAAGAUCUUAUUGCUGUGAUAUGUUGAAUUUUAUUUGUACUGAUUUGUCUGCACAGAUGAUGAAAUAUUGUUUUAUAUUCAGUUUCACUACCUCUGAAUUUCACUUCUGUUUACCGCACGUGUACAUGAGCAGCUCAGUAUCAUUACUGUACAUGUUAUUAUAGGUUACAGUGUUAUCAGUACUGAAGAGGAGGCGACUCGUUCUCCUGGAGCUGGGUUUAUUCUUCAGACUCACAUCUGAUGCUGCUUCCUCAGACUCUUCCAAAGAAACGACCUCAGCAGACAUGUUCCUUACUCAGGCACGGUUCGGUUCUCCUGUAUGGAACACUGUAUGUAGUUACUGAGGGAAAUGUCAGCUGCUAUGGUGCUAGCUUUAUAUUACAGUAAAUAUAUAAAAUUUUUAAAGCAGUUAUGUUUAAUGCACAUCACUUCACUCAGACUGAUUAUUCUUAUUCUCAUUUUACAAUG